This is a messenger RNA of Suncus etruscus (white-toothed pygmy shrew), 720 nucleotides long. RefSeq lists its product as uncharacterized. The transcript is spliced from 3 exons. Bases 1 to 720 code for a protein of 239 amino acids. The record is from RefSeq and is a predicted model, not a curated record. Gene Ontology annotation, molecular function: nucleic acid binding. NCBI's taxonomy places the organism in Eukaryota, Metazoa, Chordata, Mammalia, Eulipotyphla, Soricidae.
AUGGAUGGAAGGCUGAGCCCGGAGCACAGGCCACCAGCCCCCCCUACGCACCAGCAUGCAGCCCCCUCCAAGUCCCAGGCCGUUGUGAAAGAAGCCAGGAACAGUCUGUUCGGGCUGAGGGCCUCCAGCGCCAAGGAGUCCAAGAAUUACUCGGACCCCAAGGUGCUGGAAGGCACCUUCGAGCUCCUAGCCAACCUGCACCAGCUGCUGCCAAACCGGCUGCUGGAGCAGUUCCACACCUUCCGGACCGAGCAGGAGAAAUGCAAGUGCCAGACUCCGGAGUUCUCGGGCUUGGAAAGGAUCCUGGCCCGGCACGAGUUCCCAGAAGCCAUCAGUCUGUCCCCAAAACCAAGCUACCUGCCCCUGUGGAAAAGAAAGGGGCUGAACCACGCCAGGCACGAGUGUGAAGAGAAGAGCAGCACCCUGUGGGAAAGUCACACGGAUCCCCCCCUGAGGACCGUGAUGGUCAGGUGGAUCAAGACCCUGAUGACCACGGAGAACCAGCACUCGACCUUCCAGCACCUGUCCAUGUUCGGGCCCAUCGAGUCAACAACCAUAUGCGGGCGGCAGAGCGCCCUGGUGGUGUUCAAAGACCUGAGCUCGGCCUGCCGGGCCGUGAGUGCCUUCCAGGACUGCGGCUGGGAAGCGCCCAUCCAGUGCCACUGGCUGCACCCCUUCCUGUCGAGACCAGUAAGACUCCCCCAGGGGCUGGAGAGAUAG